CGCGUUCGUCUGAUGGUUUGUCCCAGGCUUUACAGUAACUCAGGGGUCAGCUGAGAGGGCAUUUUCACCAGCAGCCGGAGUCUGGGUCUGACUCUGCCUGUAGCACUGAUUCAAAGUUUACUUGGAAGUCCUUAGAGAGCCUGUUUCUACUUGUGUGAGUUAGUCUGGGAGGUGUAAAGAAAAGGCUGACAAGUGGAUGUUUUUGUAAUUAUAAAUACUCUUGUGAACACUGAGGAUGUCUAAUUCCACCACCAACUUCUACGCGCGAUCACAGUCCUUCAGCUUGUCUGACAUUAUUGUUGUUGCUACAUACUUCCUUCUGAACCUGGCAGUUGGCAUCUGGUCAUCAUGCAGAGUGAGCAGGAACACUCUGAGUGGAUACUUCUUGGCUGGCAGGGACAUGGCCUGGUGGCCGAUUGGGUCAUCUCUGUUUGCCAGUUCUGAGGGUUCUGGUCUGUUCAUCGGCCUGGCUGGGACCGGAGCGGCCGGCGGUAUCGCUGUCGCUGGGUUUGAAUGGAAUGCCACCUAUGUGCUGCUGGCUCUGGCCUGGAUCUUUGUGCCAGUCUACAUCUCCUCAGGGAUCGUCACCAUGCCUGAGUAUUUGGGACGGCGUUUUGGGGGUGAGAGGAUCCGAACCUACCUGGCGGUCCUCUCGCUGCUGCUGUCUGUCUUCACAAAGAUAUCGGCUGACUUGUACUCUGGAGCUUUGUUUGUUCAAAUGUGUCUGGGAUGGAACCUCUACCUGUCCACUGUCCUGAUGCUGGUUGUCACCGCUCUCUACACUAUUGCAGGCGGCCUGGCUGCUGUCAUCUACACAGAUACUUUACAGACAUUCAUCAUGAUUGUUGGUUCAGUCAUCCUAACGAUCACCGCUUUAAACAAGAUUGGUGGCUUUGGAAACUUGGAGCAUGUAUACAGCAUAGCAGUGCCCAGUAAGAUUAUUCCAAACAGCACCUGUCACCUGCCGCGGGCUGAUGCCAUGCACUUGUUCAGAGACGCCGUCACAGGAGACCUGCCCUGGCCCGGAAUGACUCUGGGCCUCACCAUACUGGCAACCUGGUACUGGUGCACCGACCAGGUUAUCGUACAACGGUCUCUCGCUGCUAAGAACAUGAGUCACGUCAAAGGAGCGUCCAUCUUCACCGCCUAUCUGAAGAUGCUGUCUUUCGUUUUCAUCAUCGUUCCUGGAAUGAUCAGCCGAGCCCUCUAUCCAGACUCAGUGGGAUGUGUUGACCCAGAGGAGUGUGUGCGAGUGUGUGGAACUGAGGUGGGAUGCUCCAAUAUUGCUUUUCCUAAACUGGUUAUUGAACUAAUGCCAAGCGGCUUGAGGGGGCUCAUGAUAGCUGUGAUGAUGGCCGCUCUGAUGUCAUCACUGACGUCCAUCUUCAACAGCAGCUCCACGCUCUUUACCAUGGACAUCUGGAAGAAACAUCGCCCGCUGGCUUCUGAGAGGGAGCUGCUGUUGGUCGGCAGGAUUGUGACGGUGAUCUUGGUGGUGGUGAGCGUUGUCUGGAUCCCCAUCCUUCAGUCAGCCAACAGUGGCCAACUGUACGAUUAUAUCCAAUCGGUGACGAGCUGUCUGGCCCCACCAGUCACAGCUGUCUUUACACUGGCAGUCUUCUGGAAGAGAGCCAAUGAGCAGGGGGCGUUCUGGGGCCUGAUGGUGGGUUUGGCGGUCGGUUUGUGCAGGAUGGUGAUGGACUUUGUCUUUCCUCGUCCCGGAUGCGGGGUCGAGGAUUCAGCCCCUGUGGUGUUACGUGACGUGCACUACCUCCAUUUCGCCAUUCUGCUGUGUGGGAUCACCGCUAUAGUGGUCGCCGUGAUUUCACUGCUCACGCCACCACCCCGCCCGGAACAGUUGUUUAACCUGACCUGGUGGACAAUAACUGAAGAGCCAAAGAGAGAAAUUCCUCUCCAGAAAGUGUCCUCUGUCAGUCACGGCUUGGAGCCAACCCGGCGGGUCGUGUGCAGCCAGGGAACAGGACUGUGCGUCGCAGCCUUACGGUGCUCAAAGCAAACUCCAACUCCCAGAGCUCCCAGCAUUCGAGAGAGCGUGUUCUGGUCCAGGUUCUGCUGUGCCAACGCCCUCCUACUGGUCUGCGUGAACAUUUUUCUGUAUGCUUACUUUGCCUGAAUGAAGGAUCAGAUUAAACACAAAACCUCACAGAGACAAACUACAGUGGGAUUCUCAGCAGAAUUGCUUUUUUUAAACAUUAAACUCAUUACUGUUUAAGGAUAAUUCCUUUGAUUAAAGCGUAGUAAAACGUUAGUUUAUAAAUGAUUUUCACUGAAUAAAAACAUAAGUUUGUAAAAAGUUUAUCAAAUGAAUUUGCUGUUAUUCGUCAUUGAGACGUUUUGUGUUUUCGAAGGUGUUGGGCCUAAAAAUAUCUAGAAACCUAGUUAAAGGAAGUCCUAAAUAAAAGGGUUGAGAUCAUCAGCUUUAGUGCUCGAGGGAACACUGAAGGAUAAAGUGAAUCCCAGAAGCCUGUUUAGUUCAGAUUUCUCCCGCUGCCUGAAGCUUAUGGUAGAAGGAGUGCCGUAAACGUUGUAUUUAAUCUGAUUAUAAACGUUUGAAUCAGCAGCUCGGAGUCAGGUGGUAAAAACAAUCAUCUUUUUUUAUGUUUAAAGGCUGAGCUGAACCCAGUCACAGAUAAAAAUGUGUAAACAUCCAUUACUCAUCUGUUUUUAUUCUCUUGUAAUAUUUUUUUAUUUUGUAAUGCUGUAAAAAAUGUCACCCUAAUCCUUUUCCUCUCAUCACAACAUAAUUUAUGAAUCUAGAAAAGGACGUUAUGACUUGUAAUAAAGGCUCAAUCUUUUAUCUGCA
Nothobranchius furzeri (turquoise killifish) is the source of this 2824-nucleotide messenger RNA. RefSeq names its product solute carrier family 5 member 10 (gene slc5a10). Gene Ontology annotation, cellular component: plasma membrane. The record is from RefSeq and is a predicted model, not a curated record. Gene Ontology annotation, molecular function: D-glucose:sodium symporter activity. Gene Ontology annotation, biological process: transmembrane transport. Lineage: Eukaryota; Metazoa; Chordata; Actinopteri; Cyprinodontiformes; Nothobranchiidae.